Molecule: messenger RNA, 540 nt
Organism: Aspergillus oryzae RIB40
Lineage: Eukaryota; Fungi; Ascomycota; Eurotiomycetes; Eurotiales; Aspergillaceae
Product: alpha/beta hydrolase
Exons: 2
Coding region: 1-540 (179 amino acids)
Source: RefSeq, a predicted model, not a curated record
AUGGCCACCAACACAAAGCCCGCCAUUGUCAUCUGCCAUGGCUCUUACCACAGUCCUACCCCAUAUGAACCCUUCAUGGAGAAGCUACAGUCCCAAGGAUUUGAAACGUACUGUCCGCACCGGCCAACUUGUGAUCUCAGCAAGCUCAACGUGGGUGAUGUAGACCAUCCAGAUUUCGACCUCGGGCCUCCAGCAGAGGGCUACCCUACCGACACGGAUGAUGUGAAUGUUGUUGUCAAACUUCUGGACAAGCUAGUUAACGAAGGCGGGAAGCUUGUUCUGCUAGUGGCACAUUCAUCCGGUGGCUGGGUUGCAACCCAGGCAGCCAUACCAGAAUUGCAAGCCAAUUCUCGUCGGAGCGAAGGUAAGACAGGAGGCCUGAUUGGUAUAUUUUACAUGGGGGCUUUCGUUGUCCCUGUCGGCGAGUCCAUUCAUAGUUUUUUCCAGCCGAAAGAUGGCAUCACCUUUGUUCCGCCAUUUAUGCGAUUCCACACAUGCUGGCGUUAUGCCCAAGAGCUAGUGGAUAUGAUAAACUGGUAG